This is a messenger RNA of Salvelinus fontinalis (brook trout), 6965 nucleotides long. RefSeq names its product adapter molecule crk-like. The record is from RefSeq and is a predicted model, not a curated record. Gene Ontology annotation, molecular function: protein binding. The coding region runs from base 356 to 1327 and encodes 323 amino acids. The transcript has 3 exons. NCBI's taxonomy places the organism in Eukaryota, Metazoa, Chordata, Actinopteri, Salmoniformes, Salmonidae.
AGCUACACCUCAUUACAUCCGGUGGAUGAGGUCAAUCUUUCCCCAAAGAUCCGCCAUUUCAGCCUCUGAGUUUUAUAUUGCAAAUUACUUAAGAGAUUUAUUUUAAAACGCCUUGACAAAUAAAUUAUAGACUUCUGGUUGCAACAAUUAAUUCUUAAUUAAGGGGUUAACUGUAUUGUUUCGUGGGAGUCGGUGAAAUGUACAUAGAUGUAACGGUUUAAAGCGGUAUCGAUGCCAUGUUUUUUUCCCGGAGCGUGUUCCUUAGUGAACCAAAGUUUUUGUAUGAGUUGAAUCCCGAUUUCGAAUAGGGAGAGGCAAGGGGAAGGCCUUGGAUCCUCGGAGUGGAUUUGGAGCCAUGGCCGGGAAUUUUGAUGCCGAGGACCGUGCUAGCUGGUACUGGGGAAGGUUGAGCCGACAGGAGGCGGUUUCUCUCUUGCAGGGUCAGAGACAUGGCGUGUUCCUGGUCAGGGACUCGAUUACCAGUCCUGGGGACUACGUGCUAUCCGUCUCAGAAAACUCAAAAGUCUCACAUUAUAUAAUUAACAGCAUCAGCAACAACCGGCAAUCUGGAUCAGGUCUGGCCCCCCCGCGGUUCCGCAUCGGGGAUCAGGAGUUUGACGCCCUACCCGCCCUGCUGGAGUUCUACAAGAUCCACUACCUGGACACCACCACGCUGAUCGAGCCCAUCAGCAAGGCCAAGCAUGCGGGCUUCGUGAGCUGUGCCGCCGCUGCAUCGGGCGGCGCCCUGCAGGAGGCAGAGUUUGUUCGCGCCCUCUUCGACUUCCCUGGCAACGACGAGGAGGACCUGCCCUUCCGCAAGGGCGACGUCCUGCGCGUGCUGGAGAAGCCUGAGGAGCAGUGGUGGAACGCGGCCAACCAAGAGGGCCGUGUCGGCAUGAUUCCCGUGCCCUACGUGGAGAAGUACCGGCCUGCCUCGCCCAACUCCUUGGUGGCUCCGGCGGCAGGGAGGCCUGGCGGGGCAGGAGGAGUAGGCGGAGUACCGGCAGGUGUUGGAGGCAGCACUACCGACGGAGCAGCUCCCCAGCUGCCCCCGCCUCUGGGGGAGCCAGGUCAGUAUGCCCAGCCCGUGGGUAAUACACCCCUGCCCAACCUGCAGAAUGGGCCUGUCUACGCCCGUGCCAUUCAGAAGAGGGUGCCCAACGCCUACGACAAGACGGCCCUCGCCUUGGAGGUCGGAGACAUGGUAAAAGUGACCAAGAUCAACGUGAACGGCCAGUGGGAGGGCGAGUGUAAGGGCAAGCAUGGCCACUUUCCCUUCACGCACGUCCGGCUUCUAGACCACCAACACCCUGAGGAUGAGAGCUGAGAGACACACUUAGUCUCACUCCUCACUUCACAAAAUCCCUCUGUGAUCAUUUCUCACAAAUGAUAGAAAGAGCACACAGGAUAUACGGACUACAGUGGUCAGGAGUUGCAACUCAGCAGCUGUUGUUGCCAAUGGGGCUGGAGUACACUCCCCUCCCUUCACAUACACACACAGAAUAGAGUUUACACUUCCACCCCAGUAUUGAAGUCCUGAUACACGACACACAGCAGCGUUUAUGACCCCUCUCCCAUGUUAUCCACGAAAUCCUCCUCUACACGCAUACAUACACACGCACGCACACAAUUCAGAUACUUGUGUAUAUGUGGCGUCUCUCACAGACUCAUUGAUCACCCUUUUGUAGUAACGGACUGUGAACUUGGCAGUGAGAAUAGUAGCCAACCUGACUCCUAAUUUUGACUCCCUCUUGUGGAGACAGAUGCUCACUGCGACUGAAACCGACCAUUGCUGCACUUGACAGACAGCACGAGUUACCACAGCACACUCCACUACUCACUACAGGGGCUCUAACCCAGUCCCUCUCUGCUACAAACCCCACACUACAAACCCCCAAGUCCUCUUUUUGUACUGAAAUGAAAAAUAUUAUGAUAGAAUUAUGACAGGUACAGCAACUGCCAAAAGAAAGGAAACACUUGAGUAAAUGAUGGAUACAAAGUAUAUUGAAAGCAGGUGCUUUCACACAGGUGCUGUUCCUAAGCAAUUAACAUCGGUACAUGCUUAGGGUCAUGUAUAAAAUUGCUGGGCAGGCCCAGUUGCCCAUUAUUUUGGCUAACAUGGCUAUGCCCCCAUAGGAUGACAAUGCCCCCAUCCACAGAGCAUUAAUCGUCACUUAAUGGUUCAAAGAGCAUGAAAACGAUGUAAACCAUAUGACGUGGCCAUCUGUCACGAGAUCUCAACCCAAUUGUACACUUAUGCGAGAUUCUGGAGUGGCGUUUGAGACCACCAAAAAAACACAAAAUUAUGGAAUUUCUCAUGGAAUGGUGUCGCAUCCCUCCAAUAGAGUUCCAUCCUGAAACUUGCAUAAUCUAUGGCAAGGCACAUUGAGGCUGUUCUGGCUCAUGGUGGCACAACGCCCUAUUAAGACACUAUUGGUGUUUCCUUUUUUUGGGCAGUUAUAUAUAUAUAUAUAUAUAUAUAUAUAUAUAUAUAUAUAUAUAUAUAUAUAUAUAUAUAUAUAUAUAUAUAUAUAUAUAUAUAUAUAGUACAAGUCAAAAGUUUGGACACACCUACUCAUUCAAGAGUUUCUUUAUUUUUACUAUUUUCUACAUUGUAGAAUAAUAGUGAAGACAUCAAAACUAUGAAAUAACACAUAGAAUCAUGUAGUAACCAAAACGUGUUAAUUAAAUAAAUAAAAUAUAUUUGAGAUUCUUCAAAGUAGCCACCCUUUGCCUUGAUGACAGCUUUGUACACUCUUGGCAUUCUCUCAACCAGCUUCACCUGGAAUGCUUUUCCAACAGUCUUGAAGGAGUUCCCACAUAUGCUGAGCGCUUGUUGGCUGAUUUUCCUUCACUCUGCGGUUCAACUCAUGGGUUGAGGUUGAGUGAUUGUGGAGGCUAGGUCAUCUGAUGCAGCACUCCAUCACUCUCCUUUUCGGUCAAAUUGCCCUUACACAGCCUGGAGGUGUGUUAGGUCAUUGUCCUGUUGAUAAACAAAUGAUAGUCCCACAAAGCGUAAACCAGAUGGGAUGGGGUUUCGCUGUAGAAUGCUGUGGUAGCCAUGCUGGUUAAGUGUGCCUUGAAUCCUAAAUAAAUCACAGACAGUGUCACCAGCAAAUCACCCCCACACCAUCACAGCUCCUCCUCCAUGCUUCACGGUGGGAACCACACAUGCAGAGAUCAUCUGUUCACCUUCUCUGCGUCUCACAAAGACGCCGUUUUUGCGACUGCAUUUGAAACUUUCUAAGUUCUUGAAAUUUUCCGGAUUGACUGACCUUCAUGUCUUAAAUUAAUGAUGGACUGUAGUUUCUCUUUGCUUAUUUGAGCUGUUCUUGCCAUAAUAUGGACUUGGUCUUUUACAAAAUAGGGCUAUCUUCUGUAUACCAACCCUACCUUGUUACAACACAACUGAUUGGCUCAAACGCAUUAAGAAGGAAAGAAAUUCCACAUAUUAACUUUUAAGAGGGCACACCUGUUAAUUGAAAUGCACUCCAGGUGACUGCCUCAUGAAGCUGGUUGAGAGAAUGCCAAGAGUGUGCAAAGCUGUCAUCAAGGCAAAAGGUGGCUACUUUGAGGAAUCUCGAAUAUAAAAUAUAUUUUGAUUUGUUAACGACUGCUUUGGUUACUACAUGAUUCCAUAUGUGUUAUUUUAUAGUUUUGAUGUCUAGACUAUUAUUCUACAAUGUAGAAAAUAGUAAAAUACUUUUGACUGGUACUGUAUAUAUAUCAUUACAUGCUAAAUAUUAUGUUAAAUGUUUUGUUUUUUCGUUGCCCUGUGUGUGAACAGACCCUCACGCUUUGUGUGGUCACUGUUAUGCGUCUAUCUGAAACAGUAUGAUGACUGUGUCUGGGGAGGAAGUGGAGACAUUCCUUAGGACUGUCAGGUAUCGGGCCUUCGUCCAGUCCACCUCAUUGUUUUGAGAAAUGGUCAUAUAAGGAGGGUAUACAAUGGCCAGACAAUGACAGAAAAGUGUAAAUACACCAACACUGCCCUCUCUCCUCUUACUUUGAUUUUCCCAGUCCCCUCCUCUCCCAUCCUGUCAGUCUCCUCCACCUGUCUCAUUCAUUUGUUACAUGGUGUGAUCCAUUUCCUCCCGGACCUCCCCUAUGCUAAAGACACUAGAGGCACCUACAGAGUACAGUUAUGUUUCAGUGUACAUAAAGGACUUUUGGCAGAUGGAACCUGUUAACGUCACAUUUGAAAUGAUGCAGACUUAGUCCCCAGCACUGUGAUGCAGAAGUUCACAUUGUCACACUCAACAGAAAGCCGCAGCCUUAAUCCUUUGGUGUCUCCCCUAGUUUCCCUCCCACGUGGUCAUAGCAAACACACAGUAAAUAUACAUACACGUUUUUAAGUUGACUGAAUUCAUUGUUUCUGUCAGCUACGUUUCAACUUGGAGCUCUUAGUUCGGUCUGGGUUGUAUUCAGUAGGGCACAAUGUUGAAAGUGUUUUAAAAAGUUAUGCAACAGAAAACAAUAUUGAAUGUUUCUUAUUGGACAGGUUUGGGUAGUACCUCCCCCGUUUCGAAACCUUUCCUCCCGACUGAACAUGACCACGUUAAUUUCCCUAGUGUCUCCCUUAGUGCCAAUUUAUCAUCCUCUCACCCAGUACCUACCCUCUGGGCACAGUUAUGGCACAUCCAGCCACUGACGUGCCAGAUACACCGCAGUAUGCUAAAAGUCCUCAUAGGAUGACUACACUACAUUGCUAAAGGACUGUGUGGGUGAAAGGCACAUAGCCACUGAUCGAUCAUAGUAACAUGGGUGGGUGUAUUGACCAAUCGUAGGCACAUGUGAGUGUUUUAGGCCAAUCAUCGUCAUUUGGGGAGGGUCUGUUUAUUUUGUCCUUUCUACCUCAUCUGAAUUGUUUUAAUUGAUGUUAAUUGUCUUUCCGAAAUAGGAAAAUAACAUGACCUGAAGUGCCAGGCUCAGUUCAUCUGUAUUUUUGUGGAAAUGUUGGUAGAUUUUAUUUCCUUAUUUUUUGGGGUUGUUUUUUUUGCCAACCGAACAAUUAUAGUCCAAACACUCCUUACUCCCUCAACUAUACCCUGUGGUAUUAUUGUGUAAAUGUGCAUAGUUUCUUAUCUUUCCCAACAGUGUAAGAACUUACGUUCCUUCCAAGUCAAUGUCUAUGAAGCUGCAAGGCUUUUUAAUAAUACUAAGAGUGAGAAUAUUAAUUACAAGCCCUGUGUAGAUGUUUUCUAUGUUAAAGUUUACAAAGACACUACCGUUGCUCUAUUGAAGGCAGCACUGAGGGCAACCUGCAUAACUUGUGUUGACUGCAGCAUCAUUGUAUUUAUGAGACAAUGAACAGUUAAAAUGUGUCUGUAAAAGUUUGAAUGGUUUUAUGCUCUGUAUGUGAUAUAAACAUAGUUCAGUGACGGGAGGAGUAGUACGGCAAGAGGAUGAUUGAACUAUGACACAUUACAGAAAGCACCAGGGUUGUGUUCAGUAGGGUACAAAGUAGCAAAAUGUUUUGCGAAGGGGGUAAAAAAAAAAUGUUCUUACUGGUCAAGUUCAGGUAGUAGGCUACCUCCCAGUUUCACUGUUUUGUUUUCUCCCUACUGAACCAGACCACAACCAGACUCGUGUUGCCCCUGUUAAAUAAUAUUUCUAUAUGUUUUAAUGAAUUAGAAAUUAUGCAAUCUGUAUUUAGCAAUGACAGAGAAAGAUUUACACAAAUAAAUGAAUGACAAACUCAAACUGAAAAUAUGACAUUAAACUGCCUGACAGAGUUCCCCUAUUGCAUAACUUUGAAUUAUUUGUUUAAGUCAAUACUGCAGAUUGGGAAGGGUAUGUGGACAUGCACCUGGCACCUCUCAUUUUCCCUUUCUAGUUUUCUUGAACUCUGUUGUCAAUACUGUUUGGAUUUCUUGAAAGGAAACAAAUAAUUGAUGUGCUUUCUGUUGGUCUUUGGCUUUUUAUGUUGUCCUCUGGUAUGGCACUGAUGGGUAUGUAUUUUACCAUUAUGUUCAUAGUGUAAGAAGUUGUACUUUGUUUGGUGAACAUUGCUCAAAUGGUCUCGAACAUUUCCCACCAACACCAUUCUGCAAUCUGUUGCCAGUUGAGCCAGGUCCUGUUGUGUCUGUUGUACUUGCAUGUUGCAUCCAGUGACACCCGUCUGUCAUCCAACCAUCUCAGGCUUGCCUUGAAGAGAAGAGACUGUCUCCAUUUCAUAGAGGGCCAUGAUCAUAUGAUACCGUUUUGUCUAGUGGAGUAUAGGCCAGUCAGGUGAAGCAACUUUCGCCCUUGGACCAACGAAUACUUGGAUUUUAAUGAGUGAUUUUAAAAUGGUGUCCUUUCACAAACAUUUUUCAACGUUGAAUCCCUUUUCUGCACCUUAUCUCUUAUUUUGCCUCUGUUACUGAUGAUAGUUUUUUUUUAGCCUCAUCAUCAUUCAUGCCAAACUGUUUUCAUUCUUCUGUAUUUUUGUACCAGGUAAUUCCACAGAAACUGAAUUACGCUGAGACUCUGGUUUAAAAAAUAAAUAAAAAAUAUGCCAAACAAAAAACAUUUAUUUAAAAGUUUAAUAAAAAACCAUAACUAUGCACAAUGACUAAUUUGAACAGUAAAUUACAAACAAAAAAAUUACAUUUCCUGGAAAAACUAUCUGCACAGUUCUUCCUGUAAAUAUUUUUUGUAAAAAUGUAUAAGUAGUCAUUGUGCAUAGAGUUUGUAUGGUUAAACUUUGAAAUUAACGUUUUUUUUGUUUGGUAUACAUUUUUAAAGUGAAAUCUCAGCGUAAUUCCAUUACAUGAAAUUGCUCGAUCCCAAUUACAAUUUUCCUUUCGUGCCAUCCCUUUUUCUUUUGAAGAGGACAGGAGUGGGUGAAAAUAUAAAUAAUUGAUUUUAAGAUGUUCCAUUGUGAUAUAACACUAUUAUUUGGAGUUCACAUUUUACCUUUUAUUUUCUGUAGCAUGUAAUGUGUUAAUAUCCUUAGUAAAUAAAAACCUAUUACAAUUGUG